GUAGAGGUCAACUAUGUCUUGACAAGAAAAUCAAGGCUAAAUUGGGACAAUCCGUAACGACAAUUCCGUUACACGAUUUCACACACUGACGAAUGACUACUCCAAAAAUUGCAAGCUCCCAUGAAUGAAAAGAAGUACAGGAGAAUUGAACAACUGCGAGGAGAACCUCAUUGGGGCGCUCAGUCCUCUUAAAAUCUUCGCGCUAUCCACUGAUAUCGGGUUUAUGUUUGCUGCUGCCUGAAAGGAUCAGAUCUUUUGAUUUCAUUUAUAAUUCUAGGUAUACAUUUGAUAGACAGCAUAUAGCAUUCUCAUGGCUGAUCCAGAAGAAACCAAUGCAUUGUUUCCGAUUUUCAUUUUGUCUAUGAUCGCCUUGCCUUUGGUUCCUUAUACGAUACUGAAGUUAUUCCGUGCUGCCUCAAAGAAAACGAAGAGAAUCCACUGUGGAUGUUCUGACUGCACUCGAUCAGGGAAAUAUCGCAAGUCAAUUUUUAAUCGGAUUGCAAAUGUCACAACAUGUGGUAACUUUACACUGGUGCUGCUAUGGGUCAUCAUGGGGUUUCUUGUUUAUUACAUUAAGAACAUGAGUCGUGAGAUUCAAGUCUUUGAGCCAUUCAAUAUUCUUGGAUUAGAGCCUGGAGCAUCAGAUUCUGCAAUUAAGAAGGCAUACAGGAGACUCUCCAUCCAGUACCAUCCUGAUAAGAAUCCUGAUCCAGCUGCUCACAAGUACUUUGUGGAGUUCAUAGCCAAAGCUUACCAAGCUCUGACAGAUCCAAUUUCCAGGGAGAAUUUUGAAAAAUAUGGCCAUCCUGAUGGUAGGCAGGGAUUUCAAAUGGGAAUUGCUCUUCCUCAAUUUCUUCUUAAUAUUGAUGGUGCAUCUAGUGGGAUAUUAUUAAUGUGGAUAGUUGGAGUUUGCAUACUAUUGCCACUGGUGGUGGCUGUUGUAUAUUUGUCAAGAUCUUCAAAAUAUACUGGAAAUUAUGUCAAGAAUGACACGCUAGCUGCCUAUUUUCACUUGAUGAAACCUUCCUUGGCCCCUAGCAAAGUCAUGGAGGUCUUUGUUAGGGCUGCUGAAUUCUUGGAGAUUCCAGUUCGAAGAUCCGACGAUGAACCCCUCCAUAAACUCUUUAUGACAGUUAGAAGCGAGUUGAAUUUAGACCUUAAAAAUAUAAGAAAGGAACAAGCAAAGUUUUGGAAGCAGCAUCCGGCACUUGUUAAGACGGAACUUUUAAUUCAAGCACACUUGACUCGCGAAACUACGGAUUUGCCCCCAGAUUUGGGACGUGAUUGCAAGCGUGUGCUAGAGUUUGCGCCUCGUCUUCUGGAAGAGCUAAUAAAGAUGGCAAUCAUUCCACGCACUUCUAAGGGGCAUGGCUGGCUUAGGCCUGCAGUUGGGGUUGUUGAACUUUCCCAAUGUAUUGUUCAGGCUGUUCCUCUUAGUGCUAGGAAGGCCGAGGGGAUUGCUCCUUUCUUACAGCUUCCACAUUUUAAUGAUGACAUAAUCAAAAAAAUAUCUAGAAAGAAGGUUCGCACGUUUCAGGAGUUCCAGGAUAUGUCCAUUCAAGAGCGUGCUGAGCUUCUUUCUCAAGUAGCCGAGUUGUCUCCGCCUGAAGUACAAGACGUCGAGAAGGUAAUGGAACUAAUACCUUCUCUAGCAGUGGACGUUACUUGUGAAACAGAAGGAGAGGAAGGCAUACAAGAAGGCGAUGUUGUCACAGUUCAAGCCUGGGUAACCCUAAAGCGUCCAAAUGGUCUGACUGGCGCCCUUCCCCAUGCUCCCCGUUAUCCGUUCCACAAGGAAGAAAAUUUCUGGUUUCUGCUUGCAGACUCCAAUUCAAAUACUGUGUGGUUCUCUCAUAAGAUCAGUUUUAUGGAUGAAGUUGCUGCUGUAAGUGCAGCUUCAACGGCAAUUGGGGACAGGAUGGAGGUUCUUGGAGCCAGCCCAAAGGAAACAACGGCUGCUAUUAAAGAAGCAGUCGAGAAAGUGAAGAGGGGAUCAAGACUUGCAAUGGGCAAAUUCUUGGCUAUGGCAGAAGGUAACUACAACUUGACUAGCUAUUUGCUCUGUGACUCGUGGAUUGGCUGCGACCAAAAAUCGACUUUAAAGCUGAAAGUUCUGAAACGGACACGUGCGGGGACACGAGGUGGUCAGGCGAACGAUGUUCCAGACGAUGGCAUUGAGGAGGAAGAGGAAGUCGAAGAAGAGGAUGAAGAGGAUAUUGAGAGUGAGUAUAGUGAGGACGAAGACGAUAAACCAAAUGUGAAGAAGAAAGGCGUUGCCAACGGCAAAGUUGGUGGAAAGGGCAGGCAGGCUAGUUCAAGUUCAGGUUCAGAUGAGGAGUGAAAUUAACUGUUACAGUAUCAGCAUUUGCUAGUUUCUUUUCUUAGCUACAAAAGGGAACCUUAUUUAAACAUCGAUGUCGCACAUGCAGAAUUUCGACAGUUUUGUUUAAUUUUUUACAAAGACUAGGAAGAGAGUUUCUGUAUUCGUUCUGUUUUCUCUCAGACGCUAGGUGAUGUUCCUGCAAGAAAUUUUUGUUUUGAAGAUGAUCA
Molecule: messenger RNA, 2550 nt
Organism: Sesamum indicum (sesame)
Lineage: Eukaryota; Viridiplantae; Streptophyta; Magnoliopsida; Lamiales; Pedaliaceae
Product: dnaJ protein ERDJ2A
Biological process (GO): post-translational protein targeting to endoplasmic reticulum membrane; SRP-dependent cotranslational protein targeting to membrane
Cellular component (GO): Sec62/Sec63 complex
Molecular function (GO): RNA binding; transmembrane protein transporter activity
Source: RefSeq, a predicted model, not a curated record